CCACUCACUCACUCACUCACUCACUCACUCACUCCCCUAACGCUCCCCGUGUCUUGUCACUGUAACUCUCUUUCACUUCAGGGCCCUACCUUAGUCCAAUUGCUUUGCGAAUCUCGUCCAUCCCGUCAUUUACUCUCCCUCACGCACACACGCUUGACUUGGCUCUUUGCCGGACUCCGAUCUUCUCCUCCCGUCCUCUCUUCUUCGUCACCUCUUUCGUACCCUUCACAGGCCCUCUCUUCUCCUCGGCUUCGCUUCAUACUCUGCUCUGCUGGGUCUUUCAUUUCCCCUGGACUUCCUUUUUCGCGAUACCUGCCAGCUGAGAGAGAGUCAUCUACCGACGACCAGCGCCACGCGUACCUUGUUCCACUCGUCUAGACUCGACUCGACUCUCGAUCCGACCACCCACGCAACGUGCCUGCGCUAGAAUACCUGCUUUUUUACCACUCACUUCAACCCCGUGGUAAAACGUAUUCAAUACCGGCUACCCCCGUUCUCGUUCUUCCGCGAGCCUUGUUCCGUCGCGCCAUCUCGUCACUCUUUCGUUUCUUGCCAACCGCUACAAUCAUCGCCUCAAUAACACCAUCACGACCACUUCGAGUUCCUUAACACGAUUUGAAUUCACGCAUCGACGUUUUGUCGCUUGACCAUCAUCAUCGCCUCAGUCAAUUCUUCCGUUUCGCGCAAUCGACUAAAGACGCAUAAAGAGCGACCCCAGGUCGAGGGACUUUGGUACGGCUAUUGAGAUUGGUGGAAUUCAAGAUCCAUUGCCUAAAGGAGGCCUUUGGCCAUGGCCGACAACGAAAAGAGGGUUUCCACUGGAGUGGCUCAAGAGAUCCCUCUUGACCCAUUGCCUCCGGCUCAGCUCCAGUACCACCAGCACAAUGUCGCCAGCGAUUCAUCAUCCGAGUUUGACGAGUCUUUCUCCUACGAUCAGGAUGACAUGCCCGACUUCCAAACCACCGAGCAGGACCUUCACGUCACCGAAGAUGACCUACUCGAGGCUCGCGAACUGGCCUCAAAGUACACACUAGAAGAUGUGCGCCACAUAAUGGCUCGCGUCUAUCGCAUCCACGAGAAGGAUCCCAACUUCCCACUCGUAGUUAUCCAGAAGAUCAAGGCCUUCCUCGAGAACGAUGAACUCUUUACAAAUCCCGAGAAGCACGAGAGCCUAGUGCAGGAAAUGAAACUCGAGGCUGCUCUGAUCACAAAUAACAGCCCUUACGCCGAAGUUCGUGCCGUCGUCGAGAACAAGGAUGAUACUUCCAUCCCUUCAUCAACCAUUCGAAGUUGGACAAUCGGUCUCGUCUUUUCAAUGCUUCUUGCUUUCACCAACCAGCUUUUCGAUAUUCGACAGCCUGCUAUUCGCAUCAUGGCCAAUGUCGCUCAGCUGCUCUCAUAUCCAAUUGGUAAAGGUUUCGAAAGGUGGCUUCCUGACUAUGGCAUCACUCUCUUCGGUGUGCGCCAUUCCCUCAACCCAGGUCCCUUCUCCAAGAAGGAGCAUAUGCUCAUCACCAUCAUGGCCAACGUUGCGUAUAACACUCCCUAUACCAACUUGAUCAUCUGGGUCCAGUAUCUGCCCCAGUACUUCAACCAGCCAUAUGCCUCCCACUUCGCCUACCAGAUUUUGAUCGCGCUGAGCACCAACUUCAUCGGCUAUGGAAUGGCUGGUGUUUGCCGUCGCUUUCUCGUUUAUCCCUCGUACUGUGUUUGGCCUGCGUCUUUGGUUACUAUUGCGCUCAACUCAGCUUUCCAUACCGACAACAACUCCCCGGUGCAGGGUCCCUUUGGCAAGAUCUGGCGCGUUUCUCGUAUCAAGUUCUUUUAUGUCAUGUUCGGCGCCAUGUUCGUCUGGUUCUGGUUCCCUAACUACAUCUGGACCUCGCUCUCCAACUUCAGCUGGAUGUCCUGGAUUGAUCCCUACAACCGCGACCUCAACACCAUCACCGGUUUCAACAAUGGUCUUGGCAUCAACCCAUUCCCAACCUGGGAUUGGAACGUUCUCCUCUGGGAUUCUGCUGACCCGCUCAUGGUUCCUUUCUUCAGUACUUUCAACCGAUUUAUUGGCGCUUUCAUCUCCAUGUGGGUGGUUCUCGGCCUCUGGUACUCCAACAUCUACAACACUGGAUACCUUCCCAUCAACACCAACCGUGUCUACGACCGAUGGGGCGAGCUGUACAACGUCACUCGAGCCAUCAACGACCGAGGACUCUUCGAUGCUAAGAAAUACGCCGACUACUCUCCUCCUUUCUUGGGCGCUGGAAACGUUGUCAUCUAUAUUUUCUUCUUCGGCAUCUACACUUCGACCCUUACCUAUGCUCUUCUGUUCCAUCGACGCGAAAUUGUUACUGGCUUCAAGGGUCUUUUCAACAGCAUGAGGAGGAAGUCAAACCGCACUGAGGAAGUUCACGAUCUCGACGUUCACACUCGUCUCAUGAAGGCUUACCGUGAAGUUCCUGAGUGGUGGUAUAUGGUUUGCCUCGUUUGCGCUAUUGCAUUUGGCAUUUCUGGUAUUGCUGGUUGGGACACCCACACUUCGCCCGGUGUCAUUUUCUACGGUCUUGCACUUUGCCUUGUGUUUGUCAUUCCCGUCGGCAUCAUAAAGGCCAUGACUGGUAUCGAGGUCACUCUGACAGUCCUUGCCGAGUUUAUUGGAGGUUCUUUCGUUGAAGGCAAUGCUCUGGCCAUGAACUACUUCAAGUCUUUCGGCUACGUCACCUGCGCCCACGCUGUCAUGUUCUCAAACGAUCUCAAGCUCGCUCACUACGUCAAGAUUCCUCCUCGACACACCUUCUUCGCCCAGAUCAUCGCCACUUUCAUCAGCACCUUUGUCUGCGUUGGUGUCCUCAACUUCCAGAUGACCCAGAUCGAGGGAGUCUGCACUGAGGAUGCUCGAUGGAAGAUGACUUGCCCUAGUGUCAACACCUUCUUCACUGCUUCAGUUCUUUGGGGUACCGUUGGACCUAGCAAGAUCUUUGGAAAGAACGGUCUCUACACUGAGGUCUUGAUCGGUUUCCCUCUGGGUGUUGUGGUUGUUCUGGCUGUUUGGGCUAUCAACAAGAGGUUCCCCAACUGGACCUGGACAAGACAGAUUCACCCUGUUGCUAUCAUGUAUGGAGGUAUUGUUUGGGCACCCUAUAACAUGUCGUAUGUCUGGCCUUCGGUCCCCAUUGCGUACUUUUCCUGGAUUUAUCUCAAGUCGCGCUACCUCGGCUUGUGGUCUAAAUACAAUUUCGUGCUCUCUGCAGCCUGGUCCUGCGGUAUCGCCAUCGCAGCCAUCAUCAUCUUCUUCUCCCUCCAGCUCGAAGGCACCGAGUUCAACUGGUGGGGCAACACAGUUGGCUACGUGGGAUGCGAGGACGACGCCUGUCCUCUUCAACCCCUCGAGGGCACGGAUUACUUCGGCCCUCGGGAGGGUGAAUUCCACUAGCCGCCUUAACUAGGGCAUCACGAUGAGAUGAUUUGGCGCAAUGUGUAUGGAAUUUGAGCGUGCGUUUACUUGUAUUGGGACAUUUUUGAAUUACCUGGAAGAUUUAUAUACCCCGGUUGCAUUGACAUAGAAAUUGUCUGUUGGGACAGAUAUUGUAUAAAAAAGCCAAGAGGUUGUAGUCGAAGGACAAUUUGUUUGCAAAGUUUUGGUGUUUGGCAUGUGAUAUAGUGAAGCCGGGGAUUAGCAUGGUAUUAGUUGAAUCAGUUUGGACUCAUUUACAAGUAUAGUCAUGGGUGUUUACAAGCGAGCUGGAGUUGGUUCAAUGGGUAUCCUUCAUUAUUAUCUACAUAUUAACCAAAAACUCAGAAAUAAGACAUCAUCAUCAUUAUCCGUCAGGCUCAACACAACAUAAGAAAUCAC
Messenger RNA from Fusarium verticillioides 7600, 3850 nucleotides. RefSeq lists its product as hypothetical. The transcript has 3 exons. Gene Ontology annotation, molecular function: oligopeptide transmembrane transporter activity. Lineage: Eukaryota; Fungi; Ascomycota; Sordariomycetes; Hypocreales; Nectriaceae. The record is from RefSeq and is a predicted model, not a curated record. The coding region runs from base 791 to 3430 and encodes 879 amino acids. Gene Ontology annotation, biological process: transmembrane transport.